GGGCGGGCGAAUUUCCGGCGAAUAACGGGAAGUUUUAGUUUCCGUACUGCGUACCGAAAACAUCACGCUGGCUUCCAGCAGCGUGCUGGCGUCAGAAAUACUAGAGCUUAGGGGCUGGCAUGCGCUUUUGAUAGUUGGUGUGUCGAGCGGAUGACAGUAUAAAGUGAAUAUUUAAGUGUUCUUAAAAUACCUGGAGUCCCUUCUUCCUUACCCCUUAACGCAGCCACGGUUCUCUGAUCCCCAAAAUGUUGUGUAAUAAGGCAGAUUUCAGAUUUUUAUUUUUUUUUUAAAUUCCACAUGUUGCCAUUGAAAGUGACAGUGUAUGUGCAUGAGGGAAAAGAAUUUUAAAUUAGCGUGAAUUUAAAGAGUUAAAGUAAAAAAAGCCUUUAAAGUUAAAAGAACAUCUUUUAAAGAGAAGCUAAUGAUGCCGCUCUAACGACCAACAUAAAAAUUGGCAGUUUGACAAAUGAAUAACGAUAGCGUAAGCUUUUUGGUAGAUGGGUCAUGUUUUCCUCGGUGACUUGUAGCGAUGUAUUUAGUGCUCAGUUAAACAAGGCCUAGAAGUUUGUAGAAUUCAUCUAAGGCAGUUAAAAUUCUGCAGCCCUGUCGCCGUGCCCUGCUAAGGCAGCUUUGCAGGGGUGGUACCACGGCCGUGCGUCCUGUUGCAGUUACGUGUUAGCCUGUUGAUACCUGCUCGAGUGUUUGUUGUUACCACACGUUAGGGAUGAAACUGGGCUUUGGAUGGGCCUUUGCCCGAAAUCCGUGCUGUUACUAAGCUUGCUCAGUUUUGCCUGUUAAAAAACCAGAUUUUUGCAAGUGAAUUUGGGACCUGAAAAUCAGACUCUGUUACUAAGUGGUUUGCCUCUUGGAUGAAUCAUGAGGGGUCAGGAGGUGGAACUGUCACUUUUACUAUUUUAACUCAAUUAAAAAAAGAAAGGAGAGGAAGAUUUUCUUUCGGGAAGAGUUUGUCAUGCAUCCAGAUGUCAAUUUUUUACCCCUGCUUACUUACAAGAUCUGUGCAGAAAUCCUGGUUUCUUGAACAACAGAGAUGAUCUCAGAGCUCACCGAACCCUUUUCGGACAGUGCUCAGCUCCAGCAGCGCUCUCUCCAGCUUUUGUUCCAGGAUGUUUUGCUCGCACCUGUGGAAGAUGCAUUUGAUGCUUUGCUUUGCCUGUGGGGCCCAGUUUCUUGCGCUUACCUCGAUGCCAGUUUUUGCUGAAGGAGUUUCACAUCUAAAGGUUUCAUUGUGUUGAUGCCGCUUUGCAUAGCUUAGAUCCCAGAACACCUUUCAGGUGCCUGCAGUUGUUAACCAUGGACGCUUUGUAGCCAAAUAGUGUUUUGUGUGGCUGUAGCAUUCCCAUCUGCUAACUUGCAAGGCGUUAGUGCAGAUUGGUGAGAACUUCUGUGUUUCUCAGCAAAGGGAUGCGCAGGAUAUGCUUGGCGGUGUAGCAGUCCCUUGGGAUCGCUGUGAAUGGCAAUAAAUGGUGGCCGCCUUAGGACACUUGUGUGCUGUGUCUCUGGUUCGGUUCUGCUCUCAGUAGCCGGCAUGCGGUAGCUGCUGUCCUUUCAGGCACCACAUGCGUAGACCUGCUGUAACCAGCUGGACGUCUGUGGUAUCUGGCCAGGACCACAAUGAAUGUGGAACAUGAAAUUAGCCUCUUGGUUGAGGAGAUUCGGCGGUUGGGAACCAAAAAUGCUGACGGACAAGUGAGCGUGAAAUUUGGUGUGCUCUUUGCUGAUGAAAAGUGUGCCAACCUCUUUGAAGCCCUAGUGGGAACUCUUAAGGCUGCGAAACGACGGAAGAUUGUCACUUAUCAAGGGGAGCUACUUUUACAAGGCGUUCAUGACAACGUUGAUAUCAUGCUACUGCAGGACUGAUGCAGUCUUUCAGCUAUGCAUUAAUAGAAUUGUUUGAGGCAGUGACUUGCAACAUCCUCUGAAUAAGGCCAAUCAUGCUAAGAUGUUUUUACGUGUUUUCUAUAUCUUUACAGUCAAAAGGAAACUGUCCUAUUUUGGAAAACAUUCCCUUUUGUAAUUCUUCCUAAAAUGGUACUGUACAUGAGUAAGGUAAAAGAUGCCAGAUCUCAAUCUUCCUUUGUUUUUUUGUUUUUUUAAUCUCAGGUAAUGCUCUCAAAUGUCUGGUGGUUAUUUUUAACAUAUGAAGAAGCAGAAGGGGACUGGUAAUUUAAUGUUUACAAAUCAAAAUGUGCCAUGAAAGUAUAAA
Egretta garzetta (little egret) is the source of this 2224-nucleotide messenger RNA. It is a transcript of the gene ABRACL, whose product is annotated as ABRA C-terminal like. The record is from RefSeq and is a predicted model, not a curated record. Gene Ontology annotation, biological process: regulation of actin filament-based process. NCBI's taxonomy places the organism in Eukaryota, Metazoa, Chordata, Aves, Pelecaniformes, Ardeidae. The transcript has 3 exons. Bases 1633 to 1878 code for a protein of 81 amino acids.